UUUAUUUUAAUCUUUUGGUUAAGUACAAUAAAGUUGGAUACUUUUAAAAUCACUUUUUGGAGAUACUGAUGAAGAAAAAAAAUUGUUAAAAUAUUUUGAAGAAACAUAUGUUAUAGGAAAAAGUGGAAUGCGUUUGAGAGGAAAACCCAAAAGAGACAAUUACAACCCACCACUCUUCCCUUCAGAAAUGUGGUCAGUGUCAGAACGAUUAAUCCAAGAUUUACCUAGAACUACAAAUACGGCAGAGUCAUGGCACAGAAAAAUAAAUAGAAUAAUAUCGCCUCAUCCUGGUUUACAUAAAUUCAUACAACAAUUACAAAAAGUUCAAAAUGAAACUGAAGUGACAGUACAGAUGUUAGUUUGUGGACGACCAACGAAAAAGACAAAAAAAGUUAAUAUCGAAUCGAAUUUAAGAUUGAAAUCAAUACAUGCACGUCUUAUUUCAAACAAAAAUUACGAUAAAUAG
Rhopalosiphum padi (bird cherry-oat aphid) is the source of this 466-nucleotide messenger RNA. RefSeq lists its product as uncharacterized. The transcript has 2 exons. Lineage: Eukaryota; Metazoa; Arthropoda; Insecta; Hemiptera; Aphididae. The record is from RefSeq and is a predicted model, not a curated record. Bases 128 to 466 code for a protein of 112 amino acids.